UGUUUUCAAAAUUAGAAUUUUUAUGCUUUUAACAGUGUGGCCAGAUCGUGCGAUUUUUUUACCCCCACUUUGUACCGCUUUUCAAUGUAGUCAGAUGAGAGUGGCCUACAAAGUGGGGGUAAGAAAAGAGCACGUUCUGGCCACACUGUGCGAAAGUCAGAGAUUUGUGGUGUCUCGAAAUGAAGGUUAAAAAAGACGAUGAGUCAUCUAAAAAUAAAUCAUGGUUGUCGAUAAAUUUGAUGCUAAAAAUUCAAUGUGUAAAAGUCAAAACUCAAUAUAAGUUUUUCGUAUUGAACCAUAAAAAAGAAAAAAUUGGAGGUGGUUGUCCGAAUUACAAUGAGUCAUCAGAUGCUUGGCUUUAUUACUUAUUUAAUGGAAUAAAUGUUGGUUGCGGAAUUUCUCAAUUUAUAAAAAUUGAAGAGUUACUGCAAAAAAAAAAUGAAUUUAUUGAAAAUGAGACUUUGACCGUGGGAAUUGAAUUGAUUGUCUACGAUGAGUACAUGUUGAGCGAAAGUAUUAUUAAGAAGCGAAUAUAUUCAAAAAGAAAGAUCAGCGACGACAACCACGAUGUCUUAAAUAUAAAAAAAAGAUGCGAAGCUGACAAGUAUCGUCCUCAAUCGCUCAAGCAAAUGUGCGAAUAUUCUCUAUGUAAAACUCUGAAUUUUGAAAAUGCGAUACGGAUUAUGAUUUUGGCGGAUCGUCACGAUGAUAAGCAGUUGAAGGAAUUGGCUAUUGAUUAUGUGAUUAAAAAUUUUAAAAAAUUUAAAGAAACUGAAGAGUUUACAGCUUUAGAACAGACUCAAAUGUCUCUGUUUUUGGUUAUUCUUAAAAAAUCUGCGGCUGUUGGAACAAUAUGAUUAAUAUGAAGGAUUUCUAUAAUAUGCUUAUUUCUUUUACUACUGCCAGUUCUUCGAAGAUUCAAGCACAAUUCGUUUUAUAAUAUACAUUUU
Molecule: messenger RNA, 950 nt
Organism: Cotesia glomerata
Lineage: Eukaryota; Metazoa; Arthropoda; Insecta; Hymenoptera; Braconidae
Exons: 4
Coding region: 180-857 (225 amino acids)
Biological process (GO): proteasome-mediated ubiquitin-dependent protein catabolic process; regulation of proteolysis
Cellular component (GO): cytoplasm
Molecular function (GO): ubiquitin protein ligase binding
Source: RefSeq, a predicted model, not a curated record